Molecule: messenger RNA, 3806 nt
Organism: Humulus lupulus (European hop)
Lineage: Eukaryota; Viridiplantae; Streptophyta; Magnoliopsida; Rosales; Cannabaceae
Exons: 4
Coding region: 2055-2771 (238 amino acids)
Source: RefSeq, a predicted model, not a curated record
AUUCUCGUACAAGGAAUGCUGCUUCAUAAGGAACUCUUGAUAAAACCCAAUUAGUCACACUUUCAAUUCUGCUUGCAGUUUGGAUGAUUAAAAACACGCCAUUUCAGAGUAAACACUUCAAAUAUCUCCCAAAAUGGCAUCAGUUCAACCUCAAGAUAAUGGCUAUAGUUUACAUACGUAAUCAGUAACAUUAAAGUACAUAACACAAUUGAACUGCAGCAAAAUCUUGCCUUGGGAAAAAAAAAUGAAAGAAUGCUAAUGUAAACAAGUGUAUUUUGGCCAUUUCAUGUAAUGGAAUGUUAAAUGCCAAAUCCUAUACACAAUUAGCAGCAGUAUAGCCCCAGAAACGAAUCCUUUUCUUCUGCGCACUUCCACCAAUUCUCGAACAAAUCUGUGCCCUUGAUUGCAUCGAACGAUUAUUCCACAAAAAAGAUGAAACUAUUCCGAAUUCCAAUCUUGGUUCUUCUUGAAAGUUUUCUCCAAGUUGCUGCUUUUAACCUCUGUCUAACUUUUUCACCCAGACUUGUCUUCAGGGCCAGUGAAGAGAGAUAAUGUGGUGUUUUGGCAGCUUCUAUAGUCUGCAUGAUAUCAGGAAAUGAGAAAUUUGACUUUUAAUGCAUUAAGUGACACUACAUUUAAAAAAUAUCCUAUCACUAUGACUCAUUUUGGUGCUACUAAUGACCUUACUACCCAAAAUACCCCUGGCAUUUUUUCUCACAAACUCUCUGUAUUCUCUCCCAAAGUCCCGAAGCAAGCAAACUUUGUAACACCUAAACCCGAAUGAAUCCGUAGAACCCAACCAUUGUCUUCCAGGACCACGAACAAGGGCUCCCAAAGGGUCGGAGUUGACGAUCGGAGAAGGGGAAGGAGAAAACGUCGAGCAAGCCGACCAAACUUUUAGGAAACAACCCCAAAGAAAGCGAAGGUGAGGGAUUUCGUUUUUAAUCUGCCAUAUGUGUAUGUGCCUAGUUUUUUUUUUUGUUGAUUUUUGUUCAUAGGAUAGAUCGGGGCUGGGGAAUGAAGAAAUCUGGGUUUUUUUCGAGAUUUUUUAUGCACGUCGAUAGGACUCGAUAGUAUAUACCAGGGUAUGGAUUUGACUGUGCCUCGAUGGGACUCGAUGAAAUUUUAGCAUAUACCUCGAUAGGACGCGAUGCUAUUGGCCAUAUGGCUUAUGUAGCCUUUGCCUCGAUGACACGGGGCUUUGGGAUUUUUAGGACCUACCUCGAUAGGACUCGAUGAUACGGGGCUUUGGGAUUUUUAGCACCUACCUCGAUAGGCCUCGAUAGUAACCAGAUGAUAUCUUGCUUUGAGAUUUUUAGGACCUACCUCGAUAGGCCUCGAUAAGACUCGAUAGUAACCAGAUGAUAUGAUUCUUUGGGAUUUUUGGAACCCACCUCGAUAGGCCUCGAUAGUAACCCGAUGAUAUCAUGCUUUCGGAUUUUAGCACCUACCUCAAUAGUAGCUACCUCGAUAGGCCUCGAUAGUGACCAGAUUGUUUUACAUUUUUUUUUUUGUAUUUUUUUUCAGAUGCCUGAACUUAUUGUGUCGUUGGAGAAGCACUUUCCUGGUCGUGCCACUUAUAGGGGUAGUGCCUACUUGGAUACCCUUAUAUAGCAGUUUCAGAAGCAUGGUCUUAUUGAAAGGGCAGAGGCAUGCCCGUUGGGACAGUUCUUUAAGGCGAAGCCGUUUAGUUUUUUUGGGGUUCUGCUGCAUCAACUAAUGUUGCGUAAGGUAGAAAGCAAGAAGCCUGAAGAGGGUCAGUUCUACCUGGGCAACACUCUGUGUAGAUUUGGUAUUGCAGAGUUUGCCUUAUUUACCGGGCUAAAUUUUGGGAAAUCACCAAUCCCAGAUGAGUUGAAAGAAUAUCUUUCAAGUGAUCGGAUCAUCCAGGAAUAUUUUAAUGGUAAUCGAAUGUUAGUUUUGGUCAGUUGGAAGAUGCAUUGAAGGCCUCCACAAACCCAAAAGAUGCAUUUAAGCUGAGUUUGUGCUAUUUGAUAGAGGGGGUACUGAAUGCCCCAAAGAAGACAACGACGAUAUAGGGAGAUUCCCUGAGGAUGGUUGAGGAUCUUGAUUACUUUUUCAAGUAUCCAUGGGGGAAGUUGUCAUUUAAGAAUGUUAGCAAAGAAGUUCAGAAGGACAUGAAGAAGCAAUUGAAACUCUACGAGGAGAAGAAGAAAGAGGGGUCAAGCAAAAAACAGAAGGAGGCGAAGUAUAGUUUCUAUGGCUAUGCACCCACGCUUCUUUACUGGACUUUUGAGGCCAUGCCAUCUCUCGGGAGUAAGUUCAGUGGGAACCAGAUACCGAGGAUGCUUAGCUGGGCUACGAAGAUUGAUAUCACUAUUUCGACAGCUCAGUUGGUUCCUAUAUUCGCCAACUGUCGAUUAGUGGUAUUUUCCAUGCUGAAGUCACGUCCCAGUGAGGUAGUCUACUACAAUAGCCUCCCAAAAGUUGAUUCCAGGUUAUUCUCUAAGUUGGAAUCAACUGUGGGGGAGGCUGGGACUGCAGCGGAGGAAGUAGUGGUACCUGAGAAGGAGGCAGAGAAGCUGGCAAAAGUUGCAAAGGAAGCCUCCAUUUUUUAUGAGGAUGUCCCGAGGGUUGAGGAGGGCACUUCACAGGCCUGUGCAGCUUCAUCUAGUCAGGUUGCCCAGCUUGAUUAUGAGCAAUUGAUGCAGAGGCUCAAGAGGGUCGAGGAGGGCCAGUCAACCUUACUACAGAAUCAGACCACGAUAAUGGCUCAGUUGGCGCAGCUGCUUUCACUGGUCUCAGGUUGAUCCACUGACGUAAAAUCAGAUACAGAGUCCGAUAUCUUGCCUGCAGACUACGAGUGUGAUGAUCAACCCUCCACUCCACAGGCCCAUACAUCUGUAGUUGCUAGUGAUGCUGACAGUCCCAGUGUACGAGUACUGCAGCCCGAUGAGGCAGCUGGCCUUGAAGUUGUCAGGAAGAAACGCAGGCCCAAGCGUUUUGAUGACUUCACCGACCCAACAAAGAAGAUCAGACUAGAUAAACAGGGGCUAGUUGCUGAACCACUGAGGAAGUGUGACCCACAACAGGAGAAGAGCUUCCAUAAGUGGAUCAUCGGGAAGAUCGACAACAAGAGAGACCGGAACGUCUAUACUGGGACGCAUGGUUCUUGCAGUUGCAUACAGUCCAGACUUGGCUUUGGGAUUCGCAUAUUGAUGCCGCUUUGCACAUGCUACGCCGCCGAUGCCACUUUUACCAUGCUGCAUUUCGACAGGAUGCUGUGAACAACACCAUCUUCCCCCAAGUGUGCCUAGGUCGUUGGAAUCAUUUCAGAGAGACCGACACUAAGUAUACAUGAGACGACGAUGUGCUGAGAAUGUUGAAGGGCGAUGAUAAUCAAUUCCUUGUAUCAUGGCAAAAUAUGAGUGACGUAUAUUUUUCCUUGCACAUCGAGAAAGCCGCACAUUGGAUCGCCAUUGAAGUCUCCAAUCCAACGUGGUGCGUCAACAUUUAUGAUUCCAACCAUAGCGUGCUCAGUCCCACUCUGAUGGAGGAAGCGAUCUAGCCUUAGUGCUUAUUGUUGCCUUCGUUGUUAUGGUGUUCUGGCAUGUUUGACGACCAUAAGGACCUCCAGGUAUAUCCUGAGCAGAAUGCAAAGCCUUUUUCAUAUUGUCGUAUUCCUCCAGAGGAGUGUCCUCAGACUAAGACAAGUGGAGAUUGUGGUAUGUUUGCCAUCAAACAUAUCGAGCAUCUGGUUGCCAGGCUACCACUCGAUACCGUUAUCGAUGAGAACAUCCAACAUUUCAGGACAAAGUGGUGUGUGGACCUAUUCUAUCAAAAUU